This is a messenger RNA of Branchiostoma belcheri (Belcher's lancelet), 1057 nucleotides long. Its product is annotated as proteasome activator complex subunit 3-like. Lineage: Eukaryota; Metazoa; Chordata; Leptocardii; Amphioxiformes; Branchiostomatidae. Gene Ontology annotation, molecular function: endopeptidase activator activity. Gene Ontology annotation, cellular component: nucleoplasm; cytoplasm; proteasome activator complex. The record is from RefSeq and is a predicted model, not a curated record. The transcript is spliced from 9 exons. Bases 143 to 892 code for a protein of 249 amino acids. Gene Ontology annotation, biological process: regulation of proteasomal protein catabolic process; positive regulation of endopeptidase activity; regulation of G1/S transition of mitotic cell cycle.
AAUUGGUACAUUCUUACAAGUGCGCAUGCGUUCAAUGUACCCAUACGACACACGAACUGAACAGUUCUUCGAAUGAUAUUCUAACUAAUAUUUAUUGAAAACGUUUAUUUUUAAAUCCGUGUGUGUAGUGUGAAGCAUCAUUAUGUCUUUCUGUAAGGAUGACAAGGUCAAAGAUUUCAAGGAACACUUCUGCAAGGAGGCAGAGACGAUCGUCACCGAUGACUUUCCCAAGAAAAUUAUUCAACUGGACGAACUACUAAAGUCGGACAUGUUCCAGUGUGACGACCUGACACAGAUGCACAUGGACCUGAACGUGCCCAUACCUGACCCCGUCCUCGUUAACUCUCAUCAGUCUGAUGCCAAGAGAAGGAAGCUAGACCACAGUUUGGAUGAUAUCCAAGGUGAGCUCACUAUCCAAGGUACUAAAGUCUACCUGAAUCCUGCCGGCAAAGUCACCUGUAACACCAAACUGACAAAAAUCAUCGAAGUCAUGAAACCAGAAAUCAGGACGCUAGUGGAAAAAUGCAACAUGUUGAAGAUGUGGGUUCAGCUUCUGAUCCCGCGGAUCGAAGACGGGAACAACUUUGGUGUCUCCAUCCAGGAGGACACGCUGGGCGAGCUGCGGCAGUAUGAGAGCGAGGCGGCGGCUUACCUCGACCAGAUCUCAAGGUACUUUAUCACAAGAGGGAAGCUGGUGUCUAAAGUAGCCAAGUACCCCCACGUGGAGGACUACCGACGAGCGGUGGAGGAGAUGGAUGAAAAGGAGUUCAUCAGCUUACGGUUGGUCUGCUGUGAGCUGCGCAACAGCUAUGCUGCCCUUCAUGACCUCAUAGUGAAGAACAUUGAAAAGAUCAAGAUGCCAAGAACCAACAACACAGAGUCUCUCUAUUAGACACUACAACACGAUUUAAACAGAGGCUGCUGAAGACACAGACCUUUUCCACAGGUCCCAAGGCAUGAUGGGAGGUGCAAGGCACUAUGAGUAGUACAAUGUCCAAACAACACCAUUAUUUUGAUGAGUUAAGCUCCCCCAAACCCUUUUGGCGGGUUUAAAAAA